AUGACGAAAAGUAAAGGGGAACGUCUCUACCGAGCUUGCAUCCGCUGCAGGCAGCGGAAAACGAAAUGUGAUCUAUUGCCGCCUAACGGAGUUAGACAAUACACCAACGAAUAUAAUUAUUAUCCCUGUUCAAAGUGCUUUUCCGAGGGACAUAGAUGUGUUAUUGCAACUUCGCGACGAGGUGGUGAUUACUCUCGGUUUCGUGUCCGCAAAUCCCAGAAACAGAGAGUGGAGGAGCUUCGAGAAUGCGAUCGCUCGGAGCACACCAUUGAACCCAGAGGUGUAGAUUCGGCCAAUACAGAGACUGCGGUAGCAGACCACAAUCUUGGGGGUAUUCAAAAUCCGCUCGAGGCUCUUCAGAUUCUCGCACAGACGGCUUCAACAGAAAGAAAUGCGGAAAAGAGAAAAAAGUCAAUGUCUCAAGUCCACACUAAUCAGAUGUCUGCGAGAGAAGAGAGUAAUGCCCAUGGUGGCCCUUUAACUCAUUCACCAAAGGACUCUCCGAGUCUCCUCACCAUGGGACUAGAAGGGUUGCAUGCAAGAAUAUCGCAGUACAUGGAAAAGCUAAUCCUGCGAGUGGUGUUAGGUACUGUCAGUGUUCGGCAUGUUGGCUCCGUGGAAGGACUGCUGCUCUUGGCCGAGUGGGUUCCACAUAUCAGUGCCGAGGAAUGCGCAAGGGAUGCUGCAGCCAACAACGGUUCAUCGCACCAAGUUCGAGUGACUGCAGAAGAUAGUGUUUCAUGGAAUCUCAUUGGGCUGGCGGUCCGCCAAGCUUAUUUGCUACAUCUGGAAAGGUACUCCUUCCGAGGUGAAUCCAAGGAUGAGGAUAAGUUGGACUAUCAUCGCAAUAGACUGGCAUGGAUUUUUACGUACCUUGCCGAUCGUCAGAUUUCUAUACAGAUGGGACAAGCAUUCUGGUGUCGCGGACCUGGAUUAUCUACUCGGUUCACGAUCGAAGACUACCCCUAUCUACGACCCCAAAAGGCAAAUGGGGUGGAUUAUGCAAGUUUUGUCCAGGCUCAAGUUGAGUUAACUACUAUUUUUGGGAAUAUCCAUGAUAUCCUGUACGCAUCUAAAACUCGCACUGUACAGCUUAUGCUCAUGGGCGACUACACCAAAUAUCUCGAUGAUAGCUCCAAGGCACUAGCCAUGUGGAAAGAGGCCUGGGUCAAUGUCGAUCUACCUCCUCACCUAACGGGUCUCCUGUGUCUCCAGUUCGAGUAUCUUCGUCUUUACAUCAACGCGUUUGCUUUCCAGGCGGUUCUUUACCGAACACCCAAAGGUUCUGCUGGAUCUGAUAGUGGAAAGACCUCGUACUUCCCCUAUAGCGUCAUGGCGAGCGCUGAUGGUAGACAUAUCUAUAUUGCUAUUGAUGCAGCCAAAAGCGUGCUCAAGUAUCUUAUGGACCGGUUGAACCCCACAAAGCACCUUAGAUAUAUUCCUAUCCGGUUCUAUCUAUACGAAAUACAUGCUUCAGUCUUCCUCUUUAAGGCGCUGACUGUUGGGGCUUUAAGUUUGGAGGAACAACAGACCUGUACGACACUAGUUCGCCAAUUCAUCGCCAUGCUCAAAAGUGCCGCUACAAGCACAUCACACAUCGCCUCCAGAUACAGCAAGUUGCUCACAGGUCUGUGGUUCCAGGGACAAACCACACCUGAGAUAGGAGACGAGUUUGUUCAGUCGAGGUACUCGGCGCAACACCCGCUGCCGAGCCCCAUAGACCUCGACGAAUUUACAAAUACGUCCGCGACGGAUAGUACAGGCCCUUUCCAGGUUGAGUUCUCCACCCAACAGGUAUUAUCGUUCCUGGAGCCAACUGAAGGUUUGGAAUGCCCUGACACUUUCUUAUCCAACUUACCGUUUCUUCGCGGCGGAUUCCCUGACUUAGAUAACCAUGGCGUGGGGCAGCUUUUGAUGGAUUUGUAA
Molecule: messenger RNA, 1926 nt
Organism: Aspergillus pseudotamarii
Lineage: Eukaryota; Fungi; Ascomycota; Eurotiomycetes; Eurotiales; Aspergillaceae
Product: Zn(II)2Cys6 transcription factor
Exons: 5
Coding region: 1-1926 (641 amino acids)
Biological process (GO): DNA-templated transcription; regulation of DNA-templated transcription
Cellular component (GO): nucleus
Molecular function (GO): zinc ion binding; DNA-binding transcription factor activity, RNA polymerase II-specific; DNA binding
Source: RefSeq, a predicted model, not a curated record